Molecule: messenger RNA, 1807 nt
Organism: Nicrophorus vespilloides
Lineage: Eukaryota; Metazoa; Arthropoda; Insecta; Coleoptera; Silphidae
Product: lysosomal acid phosphatase-like
Exons: 7
Coding region: 532-1740 (402 amino acids)
Biological process (GO): dephosphorylation
Molecular function (GO): phosphatase activity
Source: RefSeq, a predicted model, not a curated record
UUCCAAACGCUUUUUACAUUUAGUUCCCAACAGAAACAACAAAUCUACUCUUAUUAUCACAUUGAAACAUUUGAUAAUGUAACCACGUAAAUUAAAUAGAGAAAAACAGUGAUUAUUCGUAUCAUUUUUAUUUAUUAAAAACGGACGUUGAUUAUGUAACGAACGAGUUUGAACUGUGUGUAAUGACCGGAAUGAAUAAAACUCAUGUUUCCACCUGUGCUGUAAUUCAGCGCUGCGCAAAAAAAAAGGAAAAUGCACGUGUGUUUGGGAUGGCGCAGGUAAAGCUUACCUGUUUUGAUCCCACUACACUUCAUAGUCAUUACCUCUUCACAAAAAUAAAGAGAAAAGAAAAUAGUUUUGUUGAAGUGAAAUGCAGUUUUUGGUGGAAACAGAUGUGAAAGAGGUUCAAUCGAAAUGCGAUAAAAACUGUGCCACAGUGACCUUCCAGCAUUAAGUAAGAACCUGUUUACAUUCAGCACUAACUAGUAGUAAUUUAGUCGUAUCAUAUAUUGUUGGCAUGAAUUUGUAACCAUGGAUAGAAUUUUGAAUUUCCUAAAGAAUAUAAAAUUUUCAAAUUUCUUCGGCGAAAUUAAUCUGACCAUGAUCGGUCCAAUUUGUUUCUUCCUCUCGACGAUUUUGCUCAUCUUCGUCGGUGCGGAAAUCCCGAGGAUCAAAGAUGCCAAAGAAUUGAAGCUGUUGCACGUUGUGAUGAGGCAUGGGAUUCGAACUCCAGUCAGUACUUAUCCGAACGAUCCGUAUAUUAACGAGAGAUUCGACCCGAACGGUUGGGGUCAACUGACUAAUGAAGGAAUUCGGGAUUUGUAUGAAUUCGGAGGAUAUUUGAGAGGAAAGUAUGGCUCGUUCCUUGGUGACAAGUUCAACAGCAGCGAGUUUUAUUCCCAGGCGACUGGAGUCGAUAGGGCAUUAGCAAGUAUUAUGGCUGUGAACGCUGGAUUAUGGAAGCCCAACAAAGCUCAAACGUGGAUGCCCAAUUUGCGUUGGAAACCUAUCCCUGUUUUAUCCCAGCCUUUGGAUGAAGAUAUGUUAUUGUUGGUGCGUAAGGAUUGCCCGCAAUACAAUUUAGAGCUUAAAAGAGUUGAGGAAUCUCCGGAGAUCCAGCAGAAGUUGCUGGAGAAUCAAGAGCUGUUCAAGUAUAUCCAGGAGAAGAGUGGACAGAAGAUGGAGAAUUUCUAUGACGUGGAAGAUAUCUACACGACGCUUCUUGCUGAACAAUCGUUUGGGUUGAAAUUGCCGAAAUGGACGAAAGGAUAUUUCCCGGAGAAGAUGGUGGAUGCGGCCAGCAUGUCGUUCGUGUUGAAGGCGUACAACGAUAAAUUGCAGAGGUUGAAAGGAGGUGUUUUGCUGAAGAAACUCUUAGGUGAUUGGACUGGAAAGGCCGCUAACACUUUGAAGACUAAGGCUUUUGUUUACGGUGGUCACGACACGACCAUCUCCAACCUUUUGAGUACCCUGAAGAUAUUCGACCCGCAGGUUCCCAAUUAUGGGAUGGCCGUCAUCUUCGAAUUGCUCUUCGACCAUGAGACCAACACUUACGGAUUGGAGAUCUUUGUGAAGAAUUCGACUGCGCGUCCUUACCAAAUGCAAUUACCAGGAUGCGAUAAGUUCUGCCCGUUGGAGACGGUGAUCAAGAAGACUAAACCAGUGGUGCCAGUGUCUUGGCAUGAGGAAUGCUUCACCGAUGAUCCAGAUUACAAGCCUCCAGAACAGGGUGGUCCAUAAGAAUAUUUUGGUGCAUUUGUUGUACCGGUUCUAUAAAUAAACGAAAGCGGUUUGCUGCAUCCCCAGA